GCCCGAAGGUCAGCGUGUGGCGGAGGCGGUGGUAACGCGGGUUCUCCCGCGGUCACCGAGGAGCGACGGCCUAUCCCGCGACCGCAUCUUGAGGCAGCUGCUUGAAGCAGACGGCGCGACACCAUGGAGGGUGGCGGGGGAAGUGGCAACAAAACCACCGGAGGGUUGGCGGGCUUCUUCGGAGCCAGCGGGACCGGCUACUCGCACGCGGACUUGGCCGGCGUGCCGUUAACUGGUAUGAAUCCUCUAUCUCCUUAUUUAAAUGUGGAUCCACGAUAUCUGGUGCAGGACACAGAUGAGUUUAUUUUACCUACUGGAGCCAAUAAAACUCGGGGCAGAUUUGAACUAGCCUUCUUUACUAUUGGAGGAUGUUGCAUGACAGGGGCUGCAUUCGGAGCAGUGAAUGGUCUUCGGCUAGGAUUGAAGGAAACCCAAAACAUGGCCUGGUCCAAACCAAGAAACGUACAGAUUUUGAAUAUGGUAACUAGGCAAGGAGCACUUUGGGCUAAUACUUUAGGUUCUCUGGCUUUGCUCUAUAGUGCAUUUGGUGUUAUUAUUGAGAAAUCACGAGGAGCAGAAGAUGACCUGAACACAGUAGCAGCUGGAACCUUGACAGGCAUGUUGUAUAAAUGUACAGGUGGCCUUCGAGGAGUAGCACGAGGCGGACUGGCAGGACUUACACUUACCAGCCUCUAUGCACUGUAUAACAACUGGGAGCACAUGAAAGGAUCUGUGCUUCAACAGUCACUCUGAACAUUUUUGCCACCUCAUGAAUGGAGGACAUUCAGUCUUUCAGAUGAAUUAAGUCAGUCUGAAGUUAAUUGCCCUCUUCUAUCUACAACUACUUUGAAAAAUUGGAGGUUGUGACUUGCUGUGGUGAAGAUCAUAGAUAGUUGGCCAGGACCGGUACUCCUUGCCCUUAAUGAGUUGAAGCGAAAACCUUUGGUAGCUCACUGGGUAUUGUGGUUCUCCUUUGGAGAUGAUCUUGGACCUGUCCUCUCUUCUUACCCUCUGGGAAACCACAACCAUUGCUCAUUGUCAAUAUUUUAUCACCAAGUGUGUUUAAUGAUCUGAAACUGUAAUGCUGCCCAUGUUCCAAAUAAAAGGAGAGAAUAGAACCAGUCAUAACUCCAAUCUAAACAGUUGGUAGCUCUGUUUAAAAAACAUCUUCCUUAGAUAUAAGAUGAAAUUUAAAGGUUACUCUUGGCUUAUUUUUUUUCUUGCCUAAACCAGUUCUAUUUUCCAUGUUUAUACUGAAUUGAAGGGUUAAUGCUGCCCUUAACUAGUGUGAGGUUUUUCUCCAAUAGACCUCAACCUCAAGCUAGUUCAGGUUAAUCAUUUUUGGAGCAAACUAAACUUUCUGUCCGAUAGUCAAGUUUUGUCAUCCUGUAGACAGUAAUUUACUCAUUUCUGGGAAUACGUGGGAGCUAUAGUUUUGUUUUGUUUUUUAGAAAAACUUGUAAAGCUAAAGGCAAGCCAUUUGAUUUCAGAGUUUCUUAUCCAUCCAUAAGAUGACAUGGGCUUUUACUAAUAAGCACAUAAGAAAAUUCAGCAAAAAUGGUGACAUUUAUGGUGUUAAGCCCCAUAAGUUUAAAAUAGAUUUGAGUGAGUUUGAGGGGAGAAGGUUGAGAUGGAAGUAAUUGUACUUUGCUAACUUAAGAUUCAUAAAUUAUACUGAUAGAGAAUAUACACAUUUAUAUGUGCAAGUUGUUUCUUGGCUAUAUUCUAACCAAAGGUUAUCACACAUAAACAAGGUCUUGGUUUUGUAAAUAACACACAUACAACCAUGGUUUGCCUGUUAUGCUUUUUUAAUGGAGAGGUAUAAAAUGCAUCAAUACAAAAGAAUGUUUCACAUACUUGUCAGCAUUAAUGUAAAUUACAUUUUAACAAUGUAAAAUGCAGUGUUACACCUCAAAAGAGAAACCACAAAAUUUUUCUGCAACCUAACAUGCUGGAAAGACUCAAGUUGACUUGAACCCACCUUUAUUGUUAUUUAUUAUUAAAAUUCUCAAUGGUAUUGGAGGGGCAGAUGAAAAUAAGAGGUCUUUAUAACUGUGGUUCCAAGAGUUGUAGUGAAGCUGUAUGGCAGAGUCAAUUGUUUCGCUGAAGUAUUUCCAACAACAUAGGCAGUCAAGAAGUCUGGUAGUUUCAAAGCCCAAAAGGCAGCUAAGAUCUUAUUAUCCUAGAGAACUUUUAAACAUAAAUCCCACUUCUACAGAGAAACUUAAGGAUAUUGAUAAAAUGUCAACAGUUUUCACAAACUUUCAGUAAGCACCCCCAAGGCACAAGUGUUUAAAACAGCCUACUCACAGUACUAUUUGGGAGGUUCAGGAACACUUUCUUGCAGUGAUAGGACAUCAAUUUCAUCCCCAGUUAAAAGCACCAGGUGUCAAGCUUAAGACACAAGAUGCACCAGUAAUCUUAGGGUAAUGAAUGAUUCAAGUACUACCUUUCCCAAGUCUCACCUUUUUCUCUUAAGUGAUGGGGCUCUUUAAAGCCUGAAGGUCUGUAGAUUGUUACAGAGGCCAAGACUACCUUGAAAAUGGUUCUGAAAUAAGAGUCCUCAAACAGCUCAAUGAAUACUUUAAUAACAUUCAGAGAAAGGAAAAAAGGCAAAAUCUGCAGUAACUGCAUUUCAAAUAAUGAAGAAAAAUGACAGAAAUAAGAUGUAGGCUAAAAUGUCUGGUAGUUAGUGUCAAAAAUUGCCAAGAUUACUAUAACACAGUUUGAU
Messenger RNA from Perognathus longimembris pacificus (Pacific pocket mouse), 2731 nucleotides. It is a transcript of the gene Timm23, whose product is annotated as translocase of inner mitochondrial membrane 23. Gene Ontology annotation, cellular component: TIM23 mitochondrial import inner membrane translocase complex; mitochondrial inner membrane. The record is from RefSeq and is a predicted model, not a curated record. Gene Ontology annotation, biological process: protein import into mitochondrial matrix. Gene Ontology annotation, molecular function: transmembrane protein transporter activity. The transcript has 7 exons. The coding region runs from base 124 to 753 and encodes 209 amino acids. Lineage: Eukaryota; Metazoa; Chordata; Mammalia; Rodentia; Heteromyidae.